CUGUGUGGGUAGCGGGCGGCAUGUCGGCGCUACGCUGGACCAGAGGCGCAGCGGGACUCGGCAGGGCGUUGAGCUCCUCUGGACGCCGCCGCCCGACUUCGGAGGAAGGGACCCUCAGUGGCCUCUGCAGCUCAAGAAGGAGCUCUGCUGCCAGCCCCCGUGAGCAAGAUGCCCAAAAGGAGUGGGGCCAUGCUGAGCUGCUGGAAGUGCUGGAGGCUCGGGUGCGGCAGCUGCAGGCAGAGAGCAGAUCCAAGGGGAAGGGGAAGAAGGUGCAGAUGGACCGGCCCGCGAAGGGCCGCAGCAGCCGCUGGUCCCAGAAGCUGGAGGCCGAGAAGGAGAUGAAGCGGAAGCGCCAGGAAUUUCUUGACAUGCAGCAGAAGCAAACCCACACCCUGCACACAGAGCCCUGGAUCUGGAGCAGGAAGGAUCUGGCUGACUGCCUGCAGCCAAGCAAGAAGGGGGCAGCCAGGAGCUCAGAGGAGGAGGAGCGGCGGCUGGCCCGGGCUCUGCAGGCCGCCCUGCCGAAGCUCAGUUCCUGCACCCCAGCCAGUGCCAAGGCCGUGGUGGUAGAGCCGAACACCUUGUUCCUCCAGCAGAAGUUUCUGGCCUUCUUUGAGUGCUGCGCCUGCACCAGCAACAUGGCCCUCGCCCAUCACGUGCUGGUCACUCAGCACAAGUGUGACAAGCAGCCGCUGCUCACACUGGACAUGUAUAACACCGUGAUGCUGGGCUGGGCCCGACAGGGCUCCUUCAAGGAGCUGGUGUACGUGUUCGUCAUGUUGAAGGAUGCUGGCCUCUCUCCCGACCUGUGUUCCUACGCAGCCGCACUCCAGUGCAUGGGACGCAGGGACCAGGAUGUCCACAUCAUCCAGAGGUGUCUGAAGGAGAUGGUGGAGGCAGGCUUCCAGCCUCAGCAGAUCUUCACCGACCUGGACCUGGCCGGGGAUGAGCGGGCCGCAGUGCUGAGAGCCGUGCUCAAGGCUGAGCCUGCCUUCAGUCUUCCGCCACAGGCCCCAGAUCCGGUCAACACGUCCACACUGCUCAAGGAGAUCUACGCCAAGAAGGGUCCCAAGUCCUACCCGAAGCUGCACCUGCCCCUGGAGACCCUGCGGGACCUGUUUGACGAGCAGCUGCGUGUGGAGCUGAGCCCUUGCGUCUGCAUCCCGUCGGUGGAGAAGGCCCCAGUAAUGACCAAGGAGGUCACUGAGGCGCGGAAGACCCUGAAGACGCUGCGGGAGCAGUGGGAAAGGGAGCUGCUCCGAGUGCUGCAGCAGACCAAGGCCACCAUGGCCUGCCAGGCCCACGAGGGCCAGCCCACCCUCUACCCCUUCCUGUGCCUGCUCAGUGAGGAGGAGUUUGUGGGCAUGCUGAUGCAGGUUCUGCGGGUGCUGCCGGCCCAGGGCGAGCCCCUCCUCCACCUGGCCCAAGACCUGGGCCUUCGGGUCUUAAAUCGGCAUUUGGUGAAGCAGAAGCAGGUCACCAACCACGUGCAGAAGCUGGGACAGCAGUACUCGAAGUACCUGCGGCUGCUGGCUUCUGACACGCAGGUGGAGACGCCCUGCCUUCCUCGGGAGUACUGGGAAUCGCUGGGCCCCCUGGAGGCCCCGCUGCAGCAGCCCUGGUCCCUGGCGGUGCUGCUGCAUCUGGGCAAGCAGCUGGCCGAGUUGCUGGUGCAGGCGGUGCAGAUGCCGCGCAGCCUGGCCACCCCGGCCACCCCGCAGGGCUCGAGCCACCUCAUCCCGGUGCUCUACCACGUGUACUCCUUCCGAAGCUACCGCCAGAUCGGCAUCCUCAAGCCUCACCCUGCCUUUACGCAGCUGCUGGAGACGGCAGCGGAGCCCACGCUGAUCUUUGAGACCACAGAAGUGCCUAUGCUGUGCCCGCCGUUGCCCUGGACGUCACCGCACGCCGGCGCCUAUCUGCUGAGCUCCACCAAGCUGAUGCGUGCCAUGGAGGGGACCACGCAGCACCAGCACCUCCUGAAGCGCUGCGCUCCCACCCAGCUGCACGGUGCCCUGGACGCACUCACGCAGCUGGGGAACUGCGCCUGGCGUGUCAAUGGGCGCCUGCUGGACCUGGUGCUGCAGAUCUUCAGGGACAAGGGCUGUGCGCGCCUGGGCGUUCCUCCUCCACCCUCAGAGGCGCCACGGCCAGCUCAGCCACAGCUGCCGCCCGGCUCCUCACCUCUGCAAAAGGCGGAGCUGCGGAAGGAGCUGGCGCGCUGCCUCAAAGCGGCUCGGGAGAUGCACAGCCUGCGCAUCGAUUCCCUGUACCGCCUGUCGCUGGCGCAGCACCUGCGCAACCGCGUCUUCUGGCUGCCGCACAACAUGGACUUCCGCGGCCGCACCUACCCCUGCCCGCCUUACUUCAACCACUUGGGCAGCGACCUGGCGCGUGCGCUGUUGGAGUUCGCUGAGGGCCGGCCCCUGGGGCCGCAUGGCCUCGACUGGCUCAAGAUCCACCUGGUCAACAUGACUGGCCUCAGGAAGUGUGACUCACUGAGCAUGCGCCUGGCCUUCGCAGACGAGGUCAUGGAGGAGAUCUUGGACUCUGCAGACAACCCCAUGACGGGCCGGAAGUGGUGGAUGGAGGCUGAUGAGCCCUGGCAGACCCUGGCCUGCUGCAUGGAGGUGGCACGCGCUGUGCGGUCCCCAGACCCCACUGCCUACGUCUCUCACCUGCCGAUUCACCAGCUCACGGGCGCCCCUUGUGGCCAGGAUGGCUCCUGCAAUGGCCUGCAGCAUUACGCCGCCCUGGGCCGGGACAGCGUGGGCGCCGCCUCGGUCAACCUCACGCCCUCGGACCUGCCUCAGGAUGUGUACAGGGAGGUGGCAGCGCAGGUGGAGGAGUUCCGCCGGGAGGACGCCAAGGAGGGCCUGCGGGUGGCCCAGGUGCUGAAGGGCUUCAUCACUCGCAAGGUGGUGAAGCAGACGGUGAUGACCGUGGUGUACGGGGUCACGCGCUACGGCGGGCGCCUGCAGAUAGAGAAGCGCCUGCGCGAAGUCAGCGACUUCCCCCAGGAGUUUGUCUGGGAAGCCUCACACUACCUCGUGCGCCUGGUCUUCAAAAGUCUACAGGAGAUGUUCUCCAGCACCCGGGCCAUCCAGCACUGGCUGACCGAGAGCGCCAACCUCAUCUCUCACGCGGGCUGGCCCGUGGAGUGGGUCACACCCCUGGGCAUCCCCAUCAUACAGCCGUAUCACCGUGAGGCCAAGAUCCAGGUAAAAGGUGGCAUCCAGAGCCUCACCUUCACCAGCUCGGUGGACAUCAGCCAGAAACCCAACACUCUGAAGCAGAAGAAUGGCUUCCCUCCCAACUUCAUCCACUCGCUGGACUCCUCCCACAUGAUGCUGACUGCCCUGUACUGCUACAGGAGGGGCCUGACCUUCGUCUCUGUGCAUGACUGCUUCUGGACGCACGCCGCGGACAUCCCGGUGAUGAACGAGGUGUGUCGCGAGCAGUUCGUGCGUCUGCAUAGCCAGCCCAUCCUGGAGGACCUGGCGAAGUUCCUGGAGAAGCGCUUCUGCUCUGCCUCCAGGUCCCUGAAGCCCUCGGAACGCGUCCUGGUCGCCAAGCUGCAGGAGACGCUACGGUCAUUGCCAGAGACGGGUACCUUCGAUCUGGAGCAGGUGAUGAGAUCCACCUACUUCUUCAGCUGACCCACCCUGUGCUGUCCCUAGCCCUGUGCAUAGUGUAAAUAAAUUAAUGUCUGUGUCACUUAC
Messenger RNA from Peromyscus leucopus (white-footed mouse), 3722 nucleotides. RefSeq names its product RNA polymerase mitochondrial (gene Polrmt). Gene Ontology annotation, molecular function: DNA-directed RNA polymerase activity; protein binding; mitochondrial promoter sequence-specific DNA binding. The record is from RefSeq and is a predicted model, not a curated record. The transcript has 21 exons. Gene Ontology annotation, biological process: mitochondrial transcription. The coding region runs from base 21 to 3659 and encodes 1212 amino acids. NCBI's taxonomy places the organism in Eukaryota, Metazoa, Chordata, Mammalia, Rodentia, Cricetidae. Gene Ontology annotation, cellular component: mitochondrial DNA-directed RNA polymerase complex.